Triticum dicoccoides is the source of this 1737-nucleotide messenger RNA. Its product is annotated as TLC domain-containing protein 4-like. Gene Ontology annotation, biological process: lipid homeostasis. Lineage: Eukaryota; Viridiplantae; Streptophyta; Magnoliopsida; Poales; Poaceae. Gene Ontology annotation, cellular component: membrane; endoplasmic reticulum. The record is from RefSeq and is a predicted model, not a curated record. The transcript has 8 exons. The coding region runs from base 513 to 1313 and encodes 266 amino acids.
UUCUUGGGGGCAGGGUCUCCUCGGUGGAGCUUCUGUUUGCUUUCCCCCCCUUUGAUUGAUGGUGCGGUGUGCGUUCUUUUGGCCGUUUGGUAGCGUGCGGCUGCAUUAUCUCCGCGCGUGGUGCUCCCGCGAAUGGAGAUCCGCCCGCGCUGCCGAUUUAUUCCGGCAAGCACCGAGCUCGCCAAUGCGCUCGCUCACAGAGUCGCAGCCACGGAGGCCGUGAGCCAUGCUUCGAUCACCGUCGAUUUGCCAGGAGCGCGUCUGAUCGGAUUGGGGCCUCCGCCUUCUCGACCGGGCCACAGGGGAGACGCCAAUGGGGAUGGAUAGCUUCGCGCGAUGAUCAUCAUAGCAGGCCGUGUACUAGUACUAGCAGCAGCGCGUGUUGGAGGCAGCGCGUGGCGAGAUCCGCUCGUGGUGUUCCGUGGGAUGUUGUUCUCUGAAUGAACGAAUGAAUGCAGGUUCAUCUUCUCAGCGUGUGUUCUGUGACGACGCAGGCGUUUUGAUCCGCGAGGAUGGCGAUGGCGGCCUACAGCAACCAAGCGCAGGCGAUGAUGAGGGACUACCUGCUCGCCGACCCGCUCGUCCCCUACACCUCCGUGCUCAUCGGCGUUUUCCUCUGCAAGAUGGCUUAUGACCUCACACGGAUAUUGAGCUCAUUCUACUUCAAGGGCUAUUCUUCUUUGACAAAAAUACAGCGUGUUGAAUGGAACAACAGGGGUAUGUCCAGUGCACAUGCGAUCUUUAUCGCAGCAGUAUCAGUAUAUCUUGUUGCAUCUACAGAUCUUUUCUCUGAUCGCCUUAAUGGGCCUAUUACAUUCCGCAGUUCGAUCAUCUCCACCUCUGCAUUAGGGGUUUCUGUGGGUUACUUCAUCACUGAUCUUGCAAUGAUCUUCUGGUUGUUUCCUUCCCUUGGUGGAAUGGAAUAUGUACUCCAUCAUACUCUUUCUCUGGUUGCAAUAGCCUACACAAUGUUGUCAGGGGAGGGGCAGUUUUACACAUACAUGAUUCUUAUUUCAGAAACAACCACCCCUGAAAUCAACAUGAGAUGGUUCCUUGACACCGCUGGAUUGAAGAAGUCGAGCGCCUACCUGAUUAAUGGUAUUUUGAUAUUUGUUGUAUGGCUGGUGGCAAGGAUAUUUUUGUUCCUGUAUGUAUUUUACCACAUCUAUUUGCACUACAGCCAGAUAAUGAAGAUGCACGCAUUUGGUUAUUACCUGACACUGACCGUGCCGUCGGUGCUCUUUGUCAUGAACGCAAUGUGGUUUACGAAGAUUUUGAAAGGGGUAAUGAAAACACUGUCGAAAUGGUCGUAAUCGGAGUAGGCUUUGCGGACCAGAAGUGCAACAUAACUGGGUGUUCCUGCCGUGCUGCACUGCGUGUGACUUGAAUAUGUAAAGUUAUGAAUAUAUGAAUUAGGCUUUGCAGACCGGAAGUACAACGCCAACUUGGUUGGUGUUCCUGCAGUGCUGCUUGAGACCUUGAUGUGCAAAGUUAUGAACAUAUCGGCGUAACUAGGGAAAGUGAAUAUGUAAAAUACUAGCAAACAAGUUAGAUUAGGCUAAAUCGCGCUAUUUUCCAUGAGCUGGGAUUUCCUGGCCAGUUUGGCACUGUACUGAAGUUCCUAUUCCAAUCCUGCAAUCUGUGUAUACCAGGCCAGGAGAUAAUUCCAUUGCAUCUCUUAUUCAUACUAAAUUUGAUAAUCUAAUUUGAGAUAUUAUAUAUAAGCUGUUGUUAUUC